AUGGCCACAACAAUGUCGAAUACCAUCCCCGUCGGUACCAAUGACCCAGCCAGCAAAAUGGCAGAGAUAGCUUCUCCUCCGAAUCCCUCUCUUCUCUCACAACUCGCUGCGCGGUAUAGAGGAGCAACGGUAGAAGACCUCGAUCCGCCCUCAGCCCUCUCCUGCCACCCCUCAGACCCCAUCUCCCACGCCCUCCUCACGGCCUUCGAACGAGACUACACCCACCUGACCGUCAUAUCACCCACCAACCGCGCCCUCCUAGGCUACCUCUCUAUCCCCAACCUACGCUCCAUACUGGCUUCCGGCACGGUGCAAGAGACAGACGAAGUAAGCAAGGCGAUGAUCAAGUUCAGGAGAAAAGGGAAAGUGUAUAAGGUUAUUACGAUGGAGACGCCGCUGGAGGAGCUGGAGAUGUUUUUUAAUGGGGGUGUGGAGGGUGGCGAGAGGCAAGAGUUUGCGGUUGUGACGGAUGAUAGGAGGAGGUUUGUGUUAGGUGUUGCCACGAGGACGGACCUUGAGGAGUUUGCGAGACGGAGACCGGCUUGA
Molecule: messenger RNA, 546 nt
Organism: Lachnellula hyalina
Lineage: Eukaryota; Fungi; Ascomycota; Leotiomycetes; Helotiales; Lachnaceae
Gene: cysB
Product: Cystathionine beta-synthase
Exons: 2
Coding region: 1-546 (181 amino acids)
Source: RefSeq, a predicted model, not a curated record